GGACACUUUGAGUUUCCGUCUCUUUCCAGAAGGCUUGCUUUGUCGAAAUCGGGGGACAAUAUUGGUUUGAGGGUUGCCGCAUUGGCAGUCGCGUUUACUCUUUCCUUUUCUCUUUGGAAACUUUGACCGAAAUCGCUUUUGCACUUGGGAUGUUCCUUCCACGUCCAGCCGACCAUGCAUGACUUCAAUCUCCCAUCCGGUUAAUCAUUCUUAUAGGUUCCUCUUUUCUCCUCGCCAGUUAUUUCCAGCAAUUACUUAUUCCUGGAUCAUUAGAUAUCCUGAAAGUCAUUGUGUCCUUUCCCGCCCGUUUAAUAUUACACGCUUCAGUUCAUCUUUACCCAUCCAGCUUUCGAUUCUUGACACGAUGUCCCGACAACGUCGACACACCAUUAGUGGUCCUCGACCCAGCACGCAGGAUAUUUUUGCCGCGGGUCCACGAGAAUCAUCAGCCAACUGUGAUCCCGGCUCUUUGUCGAGAGGUAAUCUCUCUCAGGCUAGCCAUGAGGUGGUGGAUGCCAUGACGCAGACAAGUGACCAUAUGGCUGAUAUAGCCGAUAUGCCGCCACUUACUGGAGCCGACAGCGAUGCUGAAGAUGUCUCGACCGUCGCACAAUCCAGAUCAGACAGAUUAGAGGUACCUGGAUUGAUCGAAGCCUUCACGCAACUCGAGACUGGCGAUGAAUCACGGCCCAACCCAGGAUCUGUUGCGCCUUCUUUGACAGUCCCGAUACCUGUGUCAGACCGCGGACAGUACGAAUUAUUUGAGCAUGUGCCUCGUCAGACCAUCGCCGAACUUAUGCGCGAUAUACCAAGGACCUCCUUCGAUGCAUUCGUAGGGCAUUUGGUUCAACUUGGUUUAUUGAACUGGGAGGACGACGACUUACCCAUAAAACCAGCAACAAGAGUCGCGAUCAUGGCCUUGACAUUUCAGCAGCUUGCAUCGCCCGCUAACCUCAACCUGCCCCCAGAUGUCGUUGAAAGGUUCGUGCCAAUGUUCAUCUUACCACGCAUAGUGGCCACUGACGUGAUAAUUUUUCAGGAUCUUCAUCGACGUCUCCAAAGCCAUCGGUAUACUGUGUGGUUUAGGUGCUCCACAAUGGAUCUUGGACGUCGCCACGAAACUACGUGGUCUCAAAGACAUGUGAGCCGGAUGGAUAGUUCCCUAGCGCCCAGAAAAAAAACUUCGAUUUGGUGUUUUAGAGCAGCGUCAUUAUGGACAGACACUUGCACAUAUCGUGAUAACAUCGAUGUAAAGCGUUGACAUACGCAAUGCUAGCGAAAAACCGAGGACCUAAAAGGG
Molecule: messenger RNA, 1300 nt
Organism: Neurospora hispaniola
Lineage: Eukaryota; Fungi; Ascomycota; Sordariomycetes; Sordariales; Sordariaceae
Exons: 1
Coding region: 179-1261 (360 amino acids)
Source: RefSeq, a predicted model, not a curated record